AUGAACAUCAAAAGAAUCGAGGAGACAACGGUUCCCAACCCUGCGAGUACAAAACUGGCAUUAAUUAGGGGCCAAAGAAGUGUCAUUUCCAGAGACUUUGCCGCUUAUAGAUCAGCUCUGGAGCGCCAUAAGUUCAGUAUAGACGCCCCCAAUUGGCUCAGAUCUAAACGCAGGGCAUCCACACAAACGGCUCAGAAUAUGACGGACCUAAAGGAUUGGCUGAUCUUAUUUUGUUUGGCGUUCACUGAUGGAGACGACGGCUUCUGUCUUCAGCGCAAAGAUAUUCAGACAUUAAAACCCUAUCAAAAAGUGAAUAGAAUUCCCGGAUUACGAAACCUAUUGUGGAAAAGAGACACGUUUUGCCAGACUAUGACUGAGGCCAGGAAAGUGCACCCGCUGGGAUAUUCAGCCGAAUGGCUCUUAAAGCCGAUAAGCAUAGGCGGACACUCAUCAGGAAACGGUCCGCAACUGAUCAACAUUUUCACUAAUGAGGGAAGGGAUCGACUCCGAGAAUAUAACGUAAAGAGAGGUGUCAUACAGCAAUACAUCGCUAAUCCUUUGCUCGUCUUUGGACAACCCGUCAGUUUGAGACUUUACGUAAUCGUCACAUCUAUGGCGCCGCUCAGGGCUUAUGUCCACAGCGAGGGACUGGUGUUUCAUCGAUACGAAGAAAAUAGAAAUUAUAAAAAAAUCCCGGGUCGCACGUGGAUUCUGAGCCAAUUCUGGCAGUUUAUAUCGAAAAACAACGGAACCGAUAGCAUGAAGAAAGCAAUUAAUAGCAUAUAUCGAGCGAUUCUGCAGACAUUACUGAUAGCGGAGGCUAUGCUUAUAACACAACAACAACAGCACUCGACAAUGCAUUCAAAUAACAUUAAUUCCGAACGACUUUUGUUCGCCAAAUGUAACUCUUGUUUCCAUUUAAUGGCUUUCGAUAUUAUACUGAACUCCAGUUUAGAGCCAUUUAUCAUAGAAGUGAAUGGUCAGCCCAAUAUGCAGGAGUCACGGAAGGACGAGUCGCCCCUUUCAGGCGGCGUAAAGAAACUGAUUCUCGACGAUGUCAUAGACCUAAUCAGUGCAACCGAUUUGGUGGCCAACGAUGUCUCCGAAGCAUUAGAUGAGGUGAUUGACGAGAAUAUCGGCGUAAUGGGCAUCAGUUGUCAUAUAUCUCACGACCUGUGCUUAAGUAGAGAUGAUUUGAGUUAUUUAUUGAGUUCAAGACGAGAGGCACUAAAUAAGGGUUCGUUUAAGAACUUAUAUCCGGCGCUCGGAAUCGAGGCAUACAAACCCCUAAUCGACGAAUUGAGUCAAUUGAUUGUCGCCCAAAGUGUGGGCCAAACACCUAACGAGCUGUCGGUGCACAAGACGGCAGACCUGCAUCCGCUUCUCAUGUCUUUAGAGCGCUAUUAUUACCGGCAUAUCAUCGACGAGGAGUACGGCGACAGCGCCGGUAACACCGCUAACGAGCACUCGACUCGCAAUCAAAUCAGUUUCCAUAACAGUUCCGUCUAUUUAAGCGACAAAAACCCAUUUGACUCGACAGUCAACGGCUGUUCCGAUGAGCCCUCAUCACUGCCUUAUUUAGCGUCUAUUGAAUUGAGUCCUAAAUUACAAUUAAUGCCUCCAUUUUCGCCACUUAUCACACAAUAUCACUGCAAUGUCUCAUACGAACAGCUUAUGGUCAGUGUUUGGGCCAAAGCCCAGAACUGUCAGAGCGAAGUGAGAUUAGAAGAUAAGUUUGGUUCAUCCAGAACGACAAAUUAUACUCUUGGAAUUGGGGUCAAUAAGAUAUCGCUGGUUGUGGUCGAUAUAUCACAUACAGAGCCGUGGGUUAUAAACACAUACACUCUCAUCAUAAAUCGUGUUCCCGUCACCCAUAAUGUGCCUGAAUUUCGUGCACAACUACCUCAUCGAGUUUGUUCAUUCACUCAAGACUGUGAUAUGAGAGUCUUUCCACGCAAUCAGUGCGGACUCAGCGAACAAAACGAUUACUCCGAUUGGAGGGCAUUCCUCUACAGACAAUCGUUGACCACAAAGUGUAGGACAGGGGCCGAAAGUGGGCACUGGAUGGUGCCGUGUCAGAGCUGCCACAACUCGUCCACCUGCUACUGGCGAGAGGCCCGAUGGGAUCCACUCCAAUGCCAUUACCCCAUUCUCUCGCAAAAGAGGCUCUCCUCAUGCCUCACCAACAAAAAGAUACUAUUCGUGGGCGACUCAACCAACAGAGGAAUUAUGCAUUACUUGAUUGAGAGACUCAACGGAACACUCGUCGACUGGGAUAAGACACACGACUUGAAAAUAUACCCAAAUAUGAAUAGAAAGAAGACUUUAAUUAGUUUCGCGUAUUAUCCCAAGUUUUGGUUACCCACUAAUCAAAGGCCAUCGUUUGAUAGAGCAGUUUAUCAACUCUUUGAAAAAGUACAGCCCUUAGAGAAUAACUCAAACACUGUAUUAAUCUUCGGUGGCGUUCAAUGGCUGGCGACACAACACAUCCAUAUGUUGCUCAAGACAUUAGCGAAAAAGAGCAGCAGAGGUAUCGGGAGGUAUUGUAACUUGAGUAAAGGAUACGUUACUUCAAUCCGAAUCUUCAUCAGCUAUGAAUGUUAUAUUGUUAACGAAUUUGAGUUCUUCACCACAUUCUGUAUAAAUAAAUGCAUUUCUUUAUUCACAUUCAUUUGUCUGCGGAUUAUUCGCCUCUAUUUCGACGCCUUCACCGGUAUUACAGCCCUUGUGUUCACGUCAUCCCAGAAGGGAAGGGUUCCGCCGAUUGGCGACAGACUAUUACUACAGUCCGCACAUCACUUGUCCGCUCAGAUCAAGACCGGAAAGCUCAAGAGUGAAGUGCUGGUGAAGGCAUUCGUCGAUCGGAUCAAAGUGGUUCAGCCGUAUGUUAACGCAGUGGUAGACCAGAGAUAUGUGGACGCAGUUCUUGAAGCCAUCGAUAUUGAUAAACGGGUUCAACACGAGCUGUAUGGCAAUGACCCACUAAUACCAGGGCUCUCUAUCCACGACCAGCCACUCCUCGGGAUCCCAUUCUCGUGCAAAGACAGUGUCAGUAUUGAAGGUCUGGCUAUUGAUGGCGCCGUCGAAGCGAGAAAAGGCAUGAAAGCCGGAAGUGAUGCCAAAGCCAUUGAAUAUUUGCGAAGAGCCGGCGCUAUUCCACUGGUGUUGACAAACAUACCGGAGAUGACAAUGUGGUGGAGCUCUGCCAAUUCAAUUUACGGCCAGACCAACAACCCGUACGACUUGUCUCGUAUUCCUGGCGGCUCUUCCGGAGGAGAGGGAGCGCUCAUCUCUUCUGCAGCGUCUGUGGUAGGCGUCGGCUCAGACUUCGGCGGUUCCAUCAGAAUCCCCUCAUUCUUCUGCGGUAUCUUUGGUCAUAAGCCGAGUCCUGGUUUGGUUCCCAUUGACGGCCAGUUUCCCGAAAUGACUCCUGAAAUAAGUCACAUGCAGUCCAUCGGACCGAUGACCAGAUAUUCCUCAGAUCUGCUUCCGAUGCUUAAAGCUAUGGUCGGUUCCAACGGACGUAAACUAAAACAUGACGAAAGCGUCGACCUCUCGAAACUCAAGAUUUAUUAUAUGGAAGAGAAUGGGAACCCAUUUGACACUAAUGUGAGCCCAGAUAUCAAGAGUGCCAUUCGUCGCAUAGUGUCUCAUAUGAGCCAAAAGUACGGGAAUUACACCAAAAAAGUUCAUUUCGAUGCCUUUCGGGACGCCUUCUUCAUAUGGAUCUAUACAUUCAAACAAACAAAACACAUUUUGGGUGAGAAGAAGACCACCACUUCCCGAUGGCAGGCCGUCAUAGAUCUAUUCAAAUACUUCGCCAAUAUGUCUGACCACACGUUAUAUUAUUUAAUCUUAAGCGCUAUCAUUGAAUUGACUCCAAGUGUUGACACAGAAUUCGGUCAAAAGUAUGUCCGUUUGGGACGAGAAUUGAAACAAGAAUUCAAACAGUUAUUAGGCAACGAUGGGGUCUUCAUAUACCCGACCCAUCCGGAGGCGGCGCCCAAACACUUGUCAACAAUUCUCAAACUUUCAAACAUCUCGUAUACAAUGAUUUUUAACGCAUUAGGAGUUCCCGUCACUACCUGUCCGAUGGGUCUCAAUAGAGAUGGUCUACCGAUUGGCGUACAGAUAGUGGGGUCGCCUCUCAACGAUCACUUGACUAUAGCUGUGGCACAAGAACUCGAGAAAGCGUUCGGCGGUUGGGUUUCGCCCUCAAAGAUCGUCUGCUAAUUGUUUUCUCG
This is a messenger RNA of Oppiella nova, 4244 nucleotides long. NCBI's taxonomy places the organism in Eukaryota, Metazoa, Arthropoda, Arachnida, Sarcoptiformes, Oppiidae. The record is from the annotation of a GenBank genome assembly.